AUGGAGUGUUGGUGGUCCUUGACCCGGCUCCCCCUCACAUGCCUCACCAAGCCAAUGAUGAAGCUCGGAGACAUGCACCAAUCCCCCUCAUCCUCCUCAUCCUCAAUGAACAGCCAAGCUAAGUUCUUAUCCAUCUCGGGCGCUGCCGCUUCGACACCGUUCGCUAACUUCAGCAAGAUUGGCGAUCCCUCCGGACGGCUCAACUUUGGUGGAAAGGCCGUCGUCCAUUCCCAUGGCGUUGACUUCUCUGUCAUGGCUGUAAAAGAGAUCAUUUGUGUAGCCGCCCGCAAGGCACCUCCUUGA
Molecule: messenger RNA, 303 nt
Organism: Puccinia triticina
Lineage: Eukaryota; Fungi; Basidiomycota; Pucciniomycetes; Pucciniales; Pucciniaceae
Exons: 2
Coding region: 1-303 (100 amino acids)
Source: RefSeq, a predicted model, not a curated record